Messenger RNA from Salvelinus namaycush (lake trout), 16290 nucleotides. Its product is annotated as E3 ubiquitin-protein ligase rnf213-alpha-like. The transcript has 62 exons. Bases 158 to 14572 code for a protein of 4804 amino acids. Gene Ontology annotation, biological process: sprouting angiogenesis; ubiquitin-dependent protein catabolic process; negative regulation of non-canonical Wnt signaling pathway. NCBI's taxonomy places the organism in Eukaryota, Metazoa, Chordata, Actinopteri, Salmoniformes, Salmonidae. Gene Ontology annotation, molecular function: ubiquitin-protein transferase activity; ATP hydrolysis activity. Gene Ontology annotation, cellular component: cytosol; nucleolus; membrane. The record is from RefSeq and is a predicted model, not a curated record.
GCCAGAGGACCAAAAGAAGAAACGUGGGAAAGAAGCCUGCAUCUUUGGUUCUGAUGAACCCUCGUAAACAGGAUGAAACCGCUCAGCAACUUCAUCAUGUGUCUACGCUGCUUGAUUAACUGAUGAAUGAGCCUGUACAGUCAGAUCAUCUUUAAACAUGUCUGACAACAUAAGUCCACAAACCUUGUCAGAGGCCAUGGCAGAGACACAGUUGACAGUGGAGCAAGGUGACAAGCACAUUGGGCAGAGUAAUGUUCUUCAAUCGCCUACGAAACAGACAUUCAAGUCAGCUCCAAAUGGCACUAUUGCCGUUAUACCAGACUCAGGGGACAAGUUCUCCAGCUCCUCUCAUCAGUCCCUUUCAGAGGAAGGAACAAAGAUCGCUGGUCAAAAGGCUGAUGCUAAAAAAACUAAAAGCAAGAGAAAUAUGGCAACUUUGGACAAGAAUGCUGAAGACCAGAUUGUGAACCAGAAUAGGCAACCCGACCUACAAGACCAGGACUCUGCGCAAACUACUGCUGUUGUUAAGGAUAUCUGUUUUGGUUCUCAAAAGACCGAGACCAUAGGUUCCAGUGUUGACCCACCGGAAGUGGAGCCUAUGGAGAUUGAGCAGUCUUCACCAACUAGUCCAGAUUUUAAGAUGGAACCAAAGGACAACACAAUAAUUGGAUCUGAGACGGAGGGCGGAGGUGCCAGUGGGGACCGACACUCCGAGCCUAUGGAGGUUGAGCAGUCUGCCCAUGGGAAAGAAGAUUCCUCCCUUUCACCAACUAGUCCAGAUUUUAAGAGGGACAACACAAGUGAUGCCUCUGAAAGUCCGGCUGAAAGCACAGCCAUGGUUGGAUCAGAGACAGGCAGCAUCCCCUCCAGUGUUAGCCUACAGGAGGAUGCCAUGGAGGUCGACCAGUCUGACCAAAGGAAAGGAGACACGAAAAGUGAUAACUCUGGAACUAUGGAAGAAAAGUAUCCUUGUCCACCUCCAAAAAGGACAGCCACAGGGAAUUCACAGGUGUCGGCUAAAGAGAGACUUAAAAUAUAUUUCCACGCAAUCCUCUCAAAGGACUUCAAUCUUGACCAGAAUGAGGAUCGCCUUUUCAUAUGGGCAGGGGAGGAAACGGGGAGCUGGGAAUCCAAUGCAGUUGAGCUAACCGUGACAAAGGAACUGGGAGUACAUGGAUUCUUAGUCGAAGGAAUCCUGGUCACUGACCAAGCUGUGUCCAUACCAUACCAAUAUCUUGUCUACAGUUCCAAAAAGGCAACGUAUGAGUAUGAGUACAGUGAUUCUACACAUCCCCCCAGAAGAAGAAGUCUUUCUGUAAAGACCAAACUACUCGAUGAGGAAGGGGCUUGGCAUCAGUAUGAUGACAUUAUCUGUGCCUCGCCAUCCAAGGAUGUGUCCAAAAGAAUAAUCCAAGGCAGAGAAAUCGCAGGGAAGAUAAUGCUUCAGACUAUUUUUGAACUCCUUCACAGCUGGAAUGACAUUCAACUCAACUGUUUCAUGAAACGACUGAUUCAAUUUGAACAGAUUUACAGGAAACCGUCAUUGUAUGCAGGCACCAACAAGAAUAUGAAAAAACAAGAAACAAAUAAAGAUGUUCAAAAGCUGCUGAAACAGUUCAUUCUGGAGAGUGUGCUUCCUCAGCUGGUGAAGAAGGGAGAGGGAAAGAGUCCCACUAUUCAGGACCAAAUGAAGGCCGCUGUGAUCGUACUGUAUAUGUGUAAACAUUAUGAGAUCCCACUAGACAAAGCAGAAAUUGCUGGUCUAUGCUUUGCUCUCUGCCUGCCCAACCUGCCUAAAGACGAGUUCCUGCAGUAUUGGACAGAUUUUACACAACCCGUCGUACUUCUCAAAAAAACAAUGUUGAAUCUCAUUAAAGCCAAUGGACAUCUAGUGGAGAUGGACAGACUAGCGAGCCGAUCCUGGAUGUGUCUACUGACCGUAGACGAUCUGGCAGAGUUCAGCUCCAUCGUCAGAGUUGAGCUCCUGGACAUGCUUGUUGUUUUUACCGUGAAGGCUCCUGUGAGUGUAUCCAGCAGCAACAACAGGAUUGGUUAUGAUUCACAGAUGUGGAAUAGCAUCAUCUCUCUCAGUUUUGUAAAUGUGGAUUUCACCAAGAAAUGGAGACAAACUUUCUGUACGGAUUUAGAGGGCAAACUUAAACAGAUCUCCUCUCUGGAUCAAAUAGAGAUAUACUGCUCCAAGAUGGAGGAACUGGAUAACUGUCAUCCUAAUGUGACUUGUAGUAUUGAGAAAUGUGCUCUUGAAGCUGUCCCCUCGUUGUGCCAGAGUAAAUCAGAGGGGAAACUCUUUGAGAGGUUUCAGAUUAACAGGAAGUUUGGGAAACUCAUCACAGCCAUAAUCCAGAAAACCUGGCCAAGUGAUAACCAUGGAAACAAGGACGAGGUGGUCUUCCAACACCUCAUGACUUGGACUGCAGCCAAGAAUAUAUUUGAACUACAUGAUGCUGAUGACAAGCUGAUCGAGCAACUCUCUAAAGAGGCCACGGUCAAAAUUACUGAAGCAAUCUCAUCCUUCAAAGUCAUUUGUAACCGGCUGAUCGACGGAAGCAUCAAGAUCAAACUGCUCAACGACAUCUUAGGAAAGACAGAUACUUUCACAGAGCUGAUGGCGAUAGAUUGUCUAUCUUUGAAUGAGAAGUGCAAGAGCCGUGCCUCCGUGGAGACGCUCCUCAAUCUGAGGUCUGAGGAGGCUAGAGCUGUCAGCCAUGAGAAGGAGCUGGUGGACAUCUUGCUCACCAUGAGCCGCAAACUAAACGAACACAUCACAGUUCAUUUUGGGGACAUGGAAGAGAGACAACUGACCAACAUUGAGGACAUGACCUUGGACCAGUUCAUGAAGGUUCACCCGUUUGACCAGCCCUCCUCUGGAAUGCAUGGUGUGGUUACGUACUUUGAUCUUGAUCAGAGCAUGCGAGAGAUGGCAGAUGUUUGGCACAUGUUUGGAGACAGCCACAUAUUCAAGAUGUUGUGGGAGAAACAGACCAAAGACUUUGCUUCUGAAUUUGAUUCCUUGGUAACACCAAAGGAGGUAACCAAUGGUAUUUUUAGACCUUGCUACACUAAAUACAAGAAGAACUACGAAGGCCUGAAGAAUGGCAGUCUCAAGCUUAAAAAGGUUGAUAUCCUCUUCAAUGACUACAAGGGCAAAUAUGAAAAGCUGGCAAUGGAUUUGGACAUUAUGUGCAGACUUAACAAGUCAGAUAACAAACACUGGAUCAAGGAAAGGGUCCAGCAGAUUGAGCAGUACCAUGGCCUUCACUUGGCUGUGAAGUCUGCUCAAGUUAUUAUGAAGGUCAAGGAGACCCUAAAUCUUCAAGGCGACUUCAAGGCCCUACAGACACUGCUAGACAUUAUGAGUACAGAUUUGAAUGAAGAGCACCUUGAUCGGAUUGACAAUGACCUAAUGCAGGCCAAGACAGAUCUGGUGGACGUCACAGAGCCUCGCAGACUAUGCCUCUUGGAACUUGGCCACGCAAAAGAUUUUGUCAUCUGGGUUAAAGAGGCCCUGAAAGAUAUCAAUGAGCUGAAAGUGUUUGUUGACCUGGCCUCCAUCUCUGCCGGGGAGAAUGAUCUUGAUGUGGACCGUGUGGCCUGUUUCCACGACGCCGUUCACGGAUACUCCUCACUGCUCUUCGAACUGAAGCAAGAUUCUGGUUUUCAGACCGUUAAAGAGGUGAUGAAGAAGCUCUGGAGAACAUUGGAUAAUGAUUCCAACCUCCCAAAAAAGCUGCAUGACACAGCACGACACUUGGAGUGGUUGAAAACUGUGAAGGAUUUCCACGGGUCUGUGGAGCUGUCCUCCAUCUCCUUAGCAACCGCCAUCAACAAAAAGGGCAUCUACACCAUCAGUGCACAGAACCAAAAGAAGUUGAGUCUUGAGACUGCCCUGAAGUUACACAUCUCUGAGGAACAUGGUGAGGAACAGGAGAUGCGUUCCUACUCACUGGAGGACCUGAGGGAGCUGCAGAACAAACUGAUGCUCAUGUCUGGCAAAGGGGACCAGUCUGAGGUGAACCACUUUUCAGAGGUUUUCGCCAGUGUCCAGAGAUUGGCUGUGGCAUUCAUUGCCCUGUUUACAGCUGGGAACCCCCUGUUCCGAAACUGGAAAGCCAACAUCAACUGUAGUUCACUCAGUGAGGAGGCUGACAUUAUCAUGGACUUUAACCUGGGCAGUGUUGUCAGUCUGAUUACGGUGGAGGGCAACAUCGUGGAUCAGCUUCCGGAGCUGUGCAGGAAGCUGGAGAAAUGUCUGAAGUACUGGAAUGACUUUAUGGACAAACAGAGAUCCCACCAUUACUACCUGAACUACUACAAUGCAGAGCAGAUAGUCUACCUGUGCAGUAAGCUGACUCAGCAAAAUGAUUUUGAAGACCAAGUUCUCAUGAUGCUGUCGUUCGUCAAACCCAACUGCACAGCCUCUGAUCUGAGACAGUCCCUCCAUGCACUGCAAAGUGAGAUCCUCACCGUACAAUCAGAGCAAAAUGAGGAAAUUGAAUUUCAUACCUUUGUUGAAGUGUCAAGCAGCAGAGAGAGAAGUCCAGAUUUUAUGGUGAAGUUGAGUGCUCUAUCCGAUAACCUGCCGAGUCUCAUCGAACAAGAAAUUGGCUCAGGAAAAGUUCAUCUGAUUUGGAAUGCUUACAUGAGAGACAUGAAGAACUUUCUUCCAGACACUCUUGAUGUCAGAAGCUUCGGACGAUUUUUAGAAAUAUUGGCCAACAAAAAGGAAUAUAAAUAUUUGCCAAAAAAAUGGAACGACAAACCUAUUCAAAGGGAUCUGCACAAGGGCCUAGCUAUUGGGAGCCCAAACCUUAUUGUUUGCCCUCACGACGAGAUCCUGGCAUCUUGCAUCUCCGUUUACAUGAGUAGUGAAUGUCAGCCAUUGCCUACGUAUGAUGAGGUGCUACUGUGUAACUCUACCACACCUUUUGAGCAAGUGGAGCUGUUCCUCAGACGCUGCCUCACCCCAGGCUACAGAGGACAGAAGAUCUACACCAUGCUCUACGGGGAUCAGCUGAGUUAUGAAGUGAGCUCCAAAACGGAGAGAUUUUUCAAGAGUAUCGCAAUGCAGUGCCGGAAAGACUACAGGCUUGUGAUCAUCUGCAGUUUGGAUCGAGAGCACACCUACCUUCCCUCAGCCUUCAGCCAGUACAGGUUACACAUGGUGCCCCAGGAACCCUUGGUCAUGAUUCAGCGUUACCUGAGCAGACACUAUACAGUCCCAGCAGAUCAGACCAGUGCUGCUGCUGUGUUCAAAGACCGACAGUUUGUUGGAGUUGUGUCGUCUGAAAGAGCAGGAGUUGGUAAAUCCCUUUAUAUCAAGAGGCUAUUUGAAAAACUGAAGGACAUCUUCAUGAAGGCUACAGCGCUGAAAUGCAUUCGCUUGAUCAAGCCAACGGUUGAUGAAAAUGUAAUUCUUCAGUCUCUUCUCAACAACCCUGGGAAGAAAGAGCUGACCAUCUUCCAUUUUGAUGUCACAUCUACGAUACAGAAGGGUCUGGAUGAAUGUCUGUUUAAACUGCUGGUCCUGGGCUAUUUGAUGGAUUCUGAGGGAAGGAUGUGGAAAUGCAGCAACAAGCAGUUGUAUGUGAUUGAGAUUCUACAGUCUACCGUAAACCAGCACAGAAAUGAACCAACACUGAAAGCACCUGUCAACUUUACCUUCCCGGCUGUGUUCCCAAACGUCUUCUGCCGCCCACCCAAUGAGAUUCUAGAGCUGGAAAUGAGGAUGCAACACGAUCCCUCCAUUACGAAGCCUGAAGACCCACUUAUGGAUGACCAAGAGUUCAAGAGUGACGCUUACCAACGACCAUACCAAUAUCUGACACGAUCUCAUAAUCACAUCAACUUGGACAGUUUUAUGUACAGUGGAGUUGAAGGGAGCCAUGUCAAAUGUCUCCAGUUGCUCCUUCUGUACUGUGGAAUUAAGGACCCCUCGUGGGCGGAGUUGAGGAAUUUCACAUGGUUCCUUAACCUUCAGCUGCGAGAUUGUGAGACGUCCGUCUUCUGCGAUGCCUCUAUCACCGGGGACACUCUUCAGGGAUUCAAGAACUUUGUGGUGGACUUCAUGAUUCUGAUGGCCAAAGAUUUCGCUACUCCUUCACUCAGCAUCUCUGACCAGAGCCCUGGGAAGCAGCAGAUAACCGGAAUACGAGAAGAAGACUUGGCACCCUUCCGGAUCAGAAAGAGAUGGGAGUCAGAACCACAUCCUUACAUCUUCUUCAAUGAUGACCACAUGUCAAUGACCUUCAUCGGCUUUCACCUUCGGCCCAAUAAAGAAAACUGGGUAGACGCCAUUGAUCCAUCCACAGGGAGUGUGAUCAAAAGAAACAUCAUGACCAAAAAACUGUUUGACGGCCUGACGCUACAGAGAGUCCCUUUCAACAUUGAUUUCGAUGAACUGUCGAGACGGGAUAAAAUCGAAUGCAUUUGCAAUGUUAUGGGAAUCCGGCAGCAUCUUGAUCCUGAUGAAACAUAUGAGCUUACGACUGACAAUAUAUUGAAGAUGCUGGCAAUUCUCAUGCGGUUCAGGUGCAGCAUCCCUGUAGUGAUCAUGGGGGAGACGGGGUGUGGGAAAACGAGGCUCAUCAACUUCCUCUGUGAACUACAGAAGAGAGCCGUGACCACUCAGAAUAUGAAGCUAGUCAAAGUGCACGGAGGAACUAGCUCAGACAUGAUCUACAGCAAUGUCAGAGAAGCAGAAGCCAUUGCUUAUCGCAACAAACAAAGCUACGGCUUUGAUUCUGUUCUCUUCUUUGAUGAAGCCAACACAACAGACGCCCUCAGCAGUAUUAAGGAGGUCAUAUGUGAUCAUACUGUAGAAGGAGAACCUUUGCAAUCCCAAUGUGGCUUGCAAAUCAUUGCUGCAUGCAACCCUUACAGAAAACACACAGAUGAGAUGAUUCACAGAUUGGAGUCAGCUGGCCUAGGAUACAGAGUACGAGCUGAAGAGACAGAUGAAAAGCUGGGGUCCAUCCCUCUCCGCCAGUUGGUGUACCGAGUCCAGGCCUUGCCCCCCAGCAUGAUCCCUCUGGUGUGGGACUUCGGACAGCUCAAUGAUCACACUGAAAAUAUGUACAUCAAGAAAAUUGUCAAGAGGGUGGUUCAGACCAACAUGAUCAAUGUGACAUAUGCAAGUUGGAUCACAAAUGUCCUGUCGGCUUCACAGAGGUACAUGCGGAAAAGGAAAGAUGAAUGUAGCUUUGUAAGUCUCAGGGAUGUGGAGCGUUGCAUGCAAGCUUUUGUCUGGUUUUACAAAAACCAUAAGAUGCUACUUGCUGCUCUGUGGGAGUUUGAGAGAAAUCAAAAUGCGGAGAGGCGUGAAAAAAUCCGAAGAGAUCCAGUCUUGUGGUCUCUGGUGAUGGCAGUGGGCGUGUGUUACCACGCCUGCUUGGAAAACAAAGAAGAGUACAGACAAAAUAUCUGCAAGUAUCUCACUGGAAUAUACACCCCAUUGAAGGUGAUGCAGGAAAUCUCACUCAUGCAGGAUCUUUUCCUGAGUGGAGUGCCGCUGGGGGAAACAAUUGCACGAAACAAUGCUCUGAAAGAGAACGUCUUCAUGAUUGUCAUCUGCAUUGAGCUAAGAAUCCCUCUCUUCUUGGUAGGGAAACCUGGGAGUUCUAAAUCGCUGUCUAAAACCUUGGUGGCAGACGCCAUGCAGGGUCAAGCUGCACACUCUGACCUCUACAAAAGGCUGAAGCAGAUUCACCUGGUGUCCUUCCAGUGCAGCCCUCACUCCACACCAGCCGGCAUCAUCAACACGUUCAAGCAAUGUGCUCGUUUCCAGGAGGGAAAGAACCUGAAGGAAUACAUAUCUGUGGUGGUGCUGGAUGAAAUUGGAUUGGCUGAGGACUCUCCCAAAAUGCCCCUGAAAACCCUCCAUCCUCUGCUAGAAGAGGGAUGCAUUGAUGAUGAGCCAUUACCACACAAGAAGGUUGGAUUCAUUGCCAUUUCCAACUGGGCUUUGGACCCCGCGAAGAUGAACAGAGGGAUCUUUGUUUCACGCGGUGACCCUGACGAGAAGGAGCUGAUUGAGAGUGCGAAAGGCAUAUGCUCGUCUGACACAAUGAUUUUGGAGAAAGUCAGAGAUUUCUUUCAACCCUUUGCUAGGGCCUUCCUGAACAUCAGUCCAGAAAAAGGCAAAGGUUUCUUUGGUUUACGUGACUACUACAGCUUAAUCAAGAUGCUUUUCGCAAUUACCAAGUCCUCAGAGCAGAUCCCUAGUGCAGAGAAGAUUGUGGAGGCGGUACUGAGGAACUUCAGUGGAAGAGAUGAUGUGGACGCGGUCACAGUCUUCACCGAAACACUUAAGAUCAAUCCAAAUCUGGAGAGGAUCAGUGCCAUUGAGCUUGUGAGACAAAACCUCUCAGCUCAGGAGGAAGACUGCCGCUAUUUGCUGCUACUGACCAAAAACUACGCCGCUUUACAGAUCCUCCAGCAGACCUUUUUCUCAGAGAGCUGCCAGCCUGAGAUUAUCUUUGGGUCCAGCUUCCCCAAGGACCAAGAGUACACCCAGAUCUGCCGCAACAUCAACCGAAUCAAGAUCUGCAUGGAAACCGGUCGAACCGUUGUGCUCCUGAACUUGCAGAACCUCUACGAAAGUCUCUACGAUGCUCUCAACCAAUACUACGUCUGCUUAGGGGGACAAAAGUACGUUGACCUGGGACUGGGAACCCAUCGUGUCAAAUGUAGAGUUCACAAAGACUUCAGGCUCAUUGUCAUUGAGGAUAAAGAAGUGGUCUACAACCAGUUUCCAAUCCCUCUCAUCAACAGGCUUGAGAAACAUUACCUGGAUAUCCAUACUGUCCUCAGUAAAGAACAAAGGGAAAUUGUUGCGGACUUGGAGAGAUGGGUUGGGCAGUUUGUAGAUCUUCGACAAAGCUCACCUGCACCACAGACCUACAGGUACCAACCUCCUGAUGUUUUCAUUGGCUUCCAUGCGGACACGUGUGCCUCGGUGGUUCGUCAAGUGACAGAGAAACCGAGGGGAGACAUGGACAUCCCAGACCAACAAAGAAGAGUACUAGAUGAGGCCAAACUCAUCCUGGUGAACUGUGCCACUCCAGACUCUGUGGCUCGGCUGGACUGCACAGGACUCUCUAAAGUGGAGAUCGACCAUCUGACCAGGUUCUACUAUGAAGAGCGAAAGCACAGCUCUUUGGCUGACUUUGUCUGUCACACACAACAGGUUGAGCAGAGCGCUUCCUGCUUCAUAGAGGUGACGACAUUUUCCAGACUGUUGACAGAAUCGGAUAUUGGACCUCUGAAGGAGGUGGUGCACAAUGUAGAGCUCCUGUCACUACAGCAGUUUGACACAGAGCUCUCUUUCCGCAAGAAGAUCAGGUUGACUUAUUUUCAAUAUGCAUCUAACAACAAACUCCUCAUUAUUCAGUCAGAUUUGGAUGAAGCAUCCCACAAUGCAAGUGUCAUAGCAUCUGCAAAGUACUCUGCCAUAAAUGAAAUCAACAAAUCAAAACAUGAGGAGAUUGAAGGCAAGGUGUUUGUCUACUUCAUUACCAAACUGUUAAGAUUGGACAGUGGCACUUCCUUUGUUGGAUUUCAUGGAGGCCCCUGGACGUCCGUUCACAUUGAUGACCUCAGAAGAUCCAAAGAUAUUGUGUCAGACAUCAGAGUCUUGCGGAACCUUGCCAUCUGUCAACUGUUUGAGGAAAAGCAGGAUCAGCCUCAAGGUUUGGAUGACAUAUAUACUGGGACAGAUAAACAUGACAUGGAAUUUGAAGGCCAAACCCAGGGCUGGAAGGAUGUCCUGGACACCACACUGUUGCUGCGUAGCUGUGUGCAGAGCGCAGUGGGCAUGCUCAGAGACGAGAUGGAGGGUGGGUUCCGUAACACCAGGAGAGUGGAGAUCCUGCUGACUCUCCUGACCGACAACGAAGAACAACAAGCUGGAUUUCUGAGCAUUCUUAAGAGACGUCUCCACUCCUUACUGGAAACUCGGGAAAAACACACUAACUUAACAAAAAACUGGGUCAUUAGUGAAGCUUCCAACAUUGAUGCCUUGCAUGAGGGAGGGACAUUUAGACAAACCCUAUGGAAACGAGUUCAGGCGGUGGUCAUUCCACUUUUGGCACAACUGGUCUCUGUCAUUGACCGUGAUGGUAAUCUAGACCUCCUGCUGGACACCAACUCUGAAGAGCCAAUUAAAAAGUUGUGGUUAGACAUCUUUGGGGACGAUAAACUACUUGAUGUUCCCUUUCCCUAUUCUAGUGUGGACAACAAUGCUACGUCCAAGACCUUCCUGGUCCAGAAUAACAUCCCAAUAGACAAGAAUAUCAGCUGCAUCAUGCCAUUCAGCUGGAGGAUCAAGGACUACCUGAAUGAGCUCUGGAUUUAUGCUCUUCAACAUGAAGGCCAAAGUCAGAGGCAGUUGGAGGAGUUUUUUGGGAAGACUCCUCUGGGCCGCUACAUUGCGAUAGCGGACAAUGAGAUCCAGACAGAGCUUUUCCACAGAUACCUGCAGGAUUUCAUUACCAUGACCAUGAAUGUGACUUGUGAAGAGGACCUACAGCUCCUUUGUGGCGCCUUGACCUGUUGUGUGAACGAGCUGCGACUAGGUCAUGAUGCUAUGUGUACGGAGGUGGCCUCUCUGCCUUGGGUCCAUGCCGCCUACAACCAGUUUAAGAAUCGCCUACAGAACUUGUCCAGAAUGAUCAGCAUCCCCCGAGUGGGUCAGGGCCUCCUGGCGAACACACACAUCAGAGAGGGGAUGGAGCUGGUCCUGGACGUGUAUGCAGCCUUGGCCUGUGUGGAACACCUGGAGCCCCAGGCUCUGGACUCAGAUGCCCAGCGGCUACACUGGCUCAGGCAGGUCAAGAGACUCCAGGUGCCCAUAGAGCUGGUCUGCUCUGAGGAGAGUCGUAGACACUAUGGGGAGAGAAGCAAGGCCAUGGUCUGCAGAGUCCAGAGCAGAUGGAAUCGUAUCUUUGUCCUGUCUCUAUUUGUGGAGCACUUGUUGCUGGGCGUCGAGAAAGUGGACAAGAGGCUGAAACCUUUCGUUUUGGCAUCCGUACGACGGAUGUGUAACGUACUGGAGAGGGAUGCAGACGUUAAAAUGAAGCAGGCGUUUGAGGAAGUGCUCAAUAUACUUAAGGCCUGCAGAGAAGAAGCAGUUGAAAACAGAUGGAAUGCCAAGCGGUUCAAGAAGAAGUGCAGUGCUUUCUUCAUUGACCUGGUCUCUACGGUGUGCUUCAAGGACAACUCUCCGCCCUGUACGGCCAUCAUCCUCCACCUGUUGUCCUUCCUCACAGUGGAGGCUCAAUCUAGUCCUAUCAUCAGAGGACCUUUUCGCAGACCAACCAAAACAAUCUCUCCCUUUGGUGUUGAUGUGGACAAAAGUCCAGUGGUUUGGUCAGUAGUGCUGAAACUCCUGCUCAAGUACAGCUUUGAUGAUGUCAAAGGCCACCUGCAGCAGCAUCUGACACAAGUUGAGAAGAGUGAUAUCUUGGAGGAAUCAAGAAAAACUGAACUUUAUUCCUUAUACAUAAACUGCAUGGAGGACUCCAUGCAUGAGAAGAUGCAGUGUUGCACAACGGUGGAGCAGCAGGAGUGUCUACAGAAUGAGAGCGCCUUCCUGAGUGACUUCCUGCGCUCAGGCGCUGCAUCUAGACAGAUGGCCACUAUAGAGUGCUUCCAGCAGGUGGCCAGGAUACGCAUGUGUCUGGAUAUGGCUGGGAAUCUGUUGGUAGACAAACAGUUGGGUGCCACAGAGAGAGAAUUCCUGACCAGCGUGGGAGAACUGUGUCAGCGCAGUGGGAAUGACUGGUAUCGGGUCUACCUGAUCCGUAAGAUCUGCAACCAGCACGGAGUGGAGUAUGUCCAACACUUCCUGACAGUAGCAGACAUGCAGUGGCUGUUCCCACACGAGGUCCUGCAGAAGAAUCAAGAUGGCAGCCAGAUUGACCAGUAUCUUGUGUGUGGAGAGGACUACAAGACUAUCCGAGAUGUGGUCGGCAAAGCAAUACUGGAGGGCAAAAUUAAGGAAAUAGAUCGUGCUUGUAAGGGUUCUUCGUGUCCAAAAAAUAAGAGGACAAUGUACCUGCUUUUGGCUCUGUUCAGAGAAGUCACCUGUCUCUAUAGAGCAGCCAAUCCCAACCUUCGUCCUAACUCGGAGUUUUGUCAAGCACUGGUGGAUUUCAUCCAGGCCUCAACGGUUCUUGCAAGCCAAAAUGUGAAGGAAUUCGCCCUGGACCUGGUAGCCAACCGGCUGGGUCCCCUGACUGUCCAGAAUGGGGCCUCUGGUGCCCAGUGGGUGGUGGUGGAGCUGGCCAUCCACUUGUCUGCAGUGCUGCUCUGUGGGAACCAGGGCCUACUGGGACCCCUCCAGCAGCUGGCGCUUUUCCCUGCUAACAUGCAGGUAGCCUUCAUACCCACCAUGCCGGAGGAUAUGCUUGCAGUUGUACGCCAAGCCAUUACAGGGAUGACGUGGUACAAUUGUCCGAAUGGUCACCCUUGCGCCAUUGGUGAGUGUGGCAAGCCCAUGGAGACGAGCCGUUGUGUGGACUGUGGAGCUGAGAUCGGAGGGCGCAGCCACAAUCCUGUCACGGGCUUCACUACUGCUCGGAUCCGGGGUGACAGUACUGAGACUGGCCACGUCCUGGGAGACCCUGGGCGGAGGGACCACCCAGACAUGCAGGACACAAAGAACAUGUCCUCUGUUCCUUUCAACCUGGUCCGGCUUCUCACCCACAUAGCCAUGCUACUAGGAGCCAGAAGUAACCCACAGGCCAUUGCUGCUAUCAUCAAGCCCCAAGUCCCUGACCCCCCCAGUUUGUUCCUCAUGGGUCACCUGCUGAAAGACAUGGAACACGUGACUAGGUUUAUAGGGAAGGGGAGAGAUGACACAGUCAAUGCCAUCCACCUGAUGAUCAGUAGCCUACUGAAGCCUCAGCGUCGUGGUUGUGCUGAUAAUCAUCUCUCUACCAAAGAGGCCAGAAAUGACUGGGAGAUUACAGUCGGUAAUGAAAUAAUCUCCCCUCAGCUGAAGGACCUGGACCGGCGGCUGCAAGAGGUGAACGCCUUCAUCAGGGAUGACUCAAGGUUGUCCUCCAACCCUAUCAUGAGGGUGUUGUCUCCGGAGCCACGCCUGUUCCUGACCUCGCUGCCCCACAACUCCCAGAUCCACAGCCCAGCGGUGUGGAACUGCAGGGAGAGGGUGUCCCUGCUCAGCCUCACCCGCAUUGUGGAGCAGAAUGACGGAGAAAACACCCUGCCAGUGCUCUGGAGGUUCCUGCACAAGGAGGCAGAGCUGCGGUUGCUGAAGUUCAUCACUGACAUCCUGGAACUACAGAGAAAUCUGGUGAAGACGUGUCGGAACGUGACUGAUCUGUCCCACGGCACCAUUGCCAAAUUCCUCCAGAGACAGGAAUCAGUUCCACUGAGAGCCUGGCAUGAGAAACGGAUCAACAUCUUCCUGACAACAUGGAAUCAGCUUCGGGGCUCGCUGGCAACCAAUGGAGAGAUUAAGAUCCCUGUUGAGUUCUGCCGGAAGGAUCUGGACAUGACCAGUGACUUCCAGGUCCUGUUGCCACGGCGUCACGGUCCUGGUCUCUGCUCCACAGCCCUGGUCAGCUACCUCAUCGCCCUGCAGAACGAGCUGGUCUACUGUGUGGACAAGCACCUUGGAGAGGAGACUAGCUUUAAAGUGAGCCCGGCGGACCUAACGGACCUGCAUGUGAUUCAAUAUGAUCUGGAGAGGGACCUGCUGCCGCUGGUCCUGUCCAACUGUCAGUACAGCAUGAAGCAAGGCAAGGAGACCCUGCACGAGUACGACCUGCCCAAGAUCCAGCAGCAGAUCCUCUCCCGCUUCUUGCAGGGCAGGCCCAUCAUCACCCUCAAUGGAAUCCCAACACUGGUGAACAGACAUGAUCGAAUUCAUGAAAUUAUUCUGAAGGACAUGAGAGGAAAGAUUGAACAAGUGCCUCUGCCCUCGCGGGCCCUAUCGACACUAGUUGGGGAGCUGAAGUCGUACAAUGAGGUGUGUGAGGCCCUCUCGACCGUGGAGGUGGCCCUGGGGUUCCUGGCUAUGACCGGGGGAGAACCACACAUGCAGCUGGGCAGCUACCUGGAGGAGGUGCUGCAGAUGGGAGAUCAAACAGCUCCACACAUCCUAACGGCCCUGGGCAGAUACUAUCUGAAGCACUGUUUGGCACUGUGGCAGCUCCUGACAUCACUCAAAUCAGAAAACAUGCUGUGGCUCAAGAGGGACCCAUUUGAAGGGAUCUCAGAAGAGUACAGGAAGGCCCUGGGAGAGGAGGAGCACAGGCUGCUCACUGGGUUCUUUAAUAAAACCGGCACUGAUUCCAUCCUGCUGGAGAUGCACGAGUUCCUGAUACUGGUCCUGAAGGGUCCCCGCGCAUCUGACACCUACAGGCCUGACUGGGGUCUGAAAGACACACUUGUGGCCUACAUGGAACGUAAGAACCUGGACAUGCCACCUGAUGUCGAGGAGUUCUUCCCUGAAGAGAUCGAACUGUCUCAGUACAUCGAAGCCUGGAAGUUUGCGGUGGCAUUGAAACGGGAGAGGAGUCAGAGGUAGCUCCAACCUCUCACACUCACGCUCAUUGAUUUAAUAUGCAAUGGAGAAGAAGGGGGAAAAAAACAGCAAAUGUAAACACAUCUGGGAGCCCCCUCGUCAUUAGUGAAGGAAGGUACAAAGCUGCAGUUACUGUCUCCUAGCGGUCUAAACGGCUGCCUCCAGAACACAUAUGCCUCUGCAGCAUGGGUUCCAAUCCGGCACAAUGAUAUCUCAGCAAAAAACUCUCUAUACUAUCUUUCCCACUGUCUCUCCUCUAUCCAAUAAAACAUAUAUUUUUUUAAAUGAUUAAAAAAAAGAUAUACCUUUUUUUAAAGCUGCGGUUACUAGGAAAGGAUAAGAGCAAUAGUAAAGUGAAUACGUGAAUUUUGUUUCGCCGUAAGUUGGUUAGCUAGCCAGAGUUAUGUGCAUUUUAUUUACAGCUAUCUACCACUCGUACUCGCUUUUCUUCAUGCCUCCAAAAUGCUGAGACUCUAGUUAUGUCAAGGUUCUGACAAUGGAAGAACAGGUGAUGGCAUUCCAGGCCUUUACAUUUUUUGAUUUUAUGUUAAAAAAAUAUAUAAUAAUUGGGGGAAUAAUUACUUUUAUUAGAUUUACUUUAACUUCAAUUAAAUGUAGGUUGGUUAGGCCUACUGUCAUCAUAGUUUCUGACACAUCACUAGCUUUUAAAUGUGUAAUAAGUACAUUAAACACAAGAAUCGGGAACAUUGUCAGUGAAGAGUUGUGAAAAUAUGUAGUAAGGAAAAUGCAUAGAGUUAGAUAGAGGACUCAUCUUUGUAUUUGUGCCAUUGUAGUGUCUGUAACAGCCUCAAUGGCACUGCCCAUUCUAUCUCCAAUUUUGAAGUAGUCAAUUUUCUUAUUUUUUUGUGUUUAAAAAAAACAUAUAUAUAUAUACACAAAUAUUGGUGGUUUACUGGCACCAGCAGUGUUGAAGUCUUAAACUAAAUGAUGUGUGUUAUUCCAGUUGACUAUUUAAAAAUUGUGGAAGCCUUAAAUAUCAAUCUUAAAAAGGGUUAUAUCUAUUUAGAGUCCUCUAACUUACUAUGGUAAAAUGUCAGCAACAAAACAUGUACCAGUUACACCUCCGACAUCGCAAUGAUAUGCUAUGCAGUUUAAUGUAGAUCUGAUUAAAUCUAGAUGAUAUGCAGUUUAAUGUAGAUCUGAUUAAAUCUAGAUGAUAUGCAGUUUAAUGUAGAUCUGAUUAAAUCUAGAUGAUAUGCAGUUUAAUGUAGAUCUGAUUAAAUCUAGAUGAUAUGCAGUUUAAUGUAGAUCUGAUUAAAUCUAGAUGAUAUGCAGUUUAAUGUAGAUCUGAUUAAAUCUAGAUAUGCUAUGCAGUUUAAUGUAGAUCUGAUUAAAUCUAGAUGAUAUGCUAUGCAGUUUAAUGUAGAUCUGAUUAAAUCUAGAUAUGCUAUGCAGUUUAAUGUAGAUCUGAUUAAAUCUAGAUGAUAUGCUAUGCAGUUUAAUGUAGAUCUGAUUAAAUCUAGAUAUGCUAUGCAGUUUAAUGUAGAUCUGAUUAAAUCUAGAUGAUAUGCUAUGCAGUUUAAUGUAGAUCUGAUUUAAAUCUAGGCCCUAGUCUAGACUUGAAGUAUAGUAAAUUGUCAGUUUGUUCAUUUGGAAGUUAUUUUAUAUUGCAGUUGGGCAAUUGAUCAUGAAUCUCAAGGAUGAAAUUGGUUUGUGAAAAAUGUUAUUGUGCUUAUUAAAACAAUGAUUGAAACAAAAAA